AUGGCUUUUCUAAUGAAAAGUAUGUUGAGCAACCAGGUAAAGAAUUUGGGACUUGGAGGUGGAGGGGAAGAAAGCAAAGAAGAAAGCACUCCUUCUGAUCCAGCAGCAGCUGCAGGAAUGACCAGAGAGGAGUAUGAGGAAUAUCAAAAGCAAAUGGUUGAGGAGAAGAUGGAAAGAGAUGCAGCAUUUGCACAGAAAAAAGCAGAGCGAGCCUGUCUGAGGGUUCAUCUGAGAGAAAAGUACAGACUCCCAAAGAGUGAAUUGGAUGAGAAUCAAAUACAGAUGGCUGGAGAUGACGUGGGUUUGCCAGAAGACCUUCAGAAGAUGGUGGCAGAAGAUCAAGUGGAGGAAGAGGACAAGGACUCUAUCCUGGGACAGCUGCAGAACAUCCAGAAUAUGGACAUGGAUGCGAUCAAAGAAAAAGCACAAGCCACCUUCACUGAAAUCAAACAGGCAGCAGAGCAGAAAUGUUCUGUGAUGUAG
Messenger RNA from Nestor notabilis (Kea), 483 nucleotides. It is a transcript of the gene CPLX4, whose product is annotated as complexin 4. Bases 1 to 483 code for a protein of 160 amino acids. Gene Ontology annotation, biological process: regulation of neurotransmitter secretion; neurotransmitter transport; synaptic vesicle exocytosis. Gene Ontology annotation, cellular component: SNARE complex; terminal bouton. The transcript is spliced from 3 exons. NCBI's taxonomy places the organism in Eukaryota, Metazoa, Chordata, Aves, Psittaciformes, Psittacidae. The record is from RefSeq and is a predicted model, not a curated record. Gene Ontology annotation, molecular function: syntaxin binding.